Ceutorhynchus assimilis (cabbage seed weevil) is the source of this 6768-nucleotide messenger RNA. Lineage: Eukaryota; Metazoa; Arthropoda; Insecta; Coleoptera; Curculionidae. The record is from the annotation of a GenBank genome assembly.
UAAUGUUUCAGACCGCGAGUUUUCACUAGUGAUUUGAUUAUUUUUACUUUUUGUAAUAAAUAUUGAAAACUCCAAAAUGCAGUUAUUAAAAUCAGAAAACAGAUUCGAUAUUAAAAAAGCCGAACAGCUUUUAGCCAACGAAAAUAAAUUCAUAAUGAAUCUGAUGUCCAUGUGUGCCAUACCAGAAAGACGAAAUCAGGAUGAAAGCGAUAAUGAAGAUCAAACGGAAAAACCCCAUCUGCAGGACGAUACCAGCAAAAAAUCCAGAGCUAAAUCGCUUCAGGAAUUGGAGCAAAGACUCAAAGCGAUAACCAGCAAAAAGAAGCUCACAUACAAGGAAAAACUUGCUAAAAAAGGCCUCAAAAAUCGUAUGAAGAAAAAGAACAAGCAAGACGAACGUAAUGCCAAAUCCAAACUGGAAAGGGCCGCAAAAUUAACAACAGUGAAAAAUGAAAAUACACAAGAUCUAGUUGAAGAUAUUAAGCCCGAAAUUAAAAAGCCUGUAUUCAAUAGCGAAAAUAAAAUUGUAUUUUCCAAAAUCGAUUUUGCUAAUUUAGGCAAGCAAAAGGUUAAAAAACAAGAAAAAAAUCCCCAAAAAAUCCUGGAGAAACUCAACGAAGAAAAAACUAGGCUCGAACAACUGGAGAAAAGCGGUGAAACUGACAAAGUAAUACAAAUCAAGGAACAAACCGCUUGGAAAAAUGCCUUGGCCAAAGCUGAAGGACAAAAAAUCAAAGACGACCCUAUUUUACUCAAAAAAUCAGUCAAGAAGCACGAACAAAAAGUGAGAUCUAGUAAAAAGAAAUGGGAAGCCAGGAUACAAGGAGUUGAAAAAUCCAAAGAAGAGAAACAGAAGAAACGCAAAGAGAACAUUGACAAAAGGAAAAAGGAUAAGAAAGUUAAAAAAUUGAAGAGCGCUUCUAAGAGAGGAAAAAUAAUACCAGGAUUUUAAAUAAAUAAUUCAUAUUUUCACUACUAAAAGGGUUUUUUAUUCACUACAAUAAUAGGAAUGCAAUUGUAUACAUCAAACUUGUAAAAUAAAAUAGUAAUAAAAUCACAAAUGUAAAAAUAUUUACAAUAAGAAUAAAACUUCUACUAAAAGCUAAAAAUAUAUCACAUUAUUAUUUUUUUAAAUAAUUAAUUAUUAUUGCUAAUCAACAACAGGUAUCACUAAAAAUAUCGCAUAAUUAUAAAUGUCUUAAAUUGCUCAGUUACAGGUUUCAUCUACUAUUAAUAAUUGUUCUAUGAAAUUUCAUCUACACUAGAUAAAAGUGUUUUAAUUUGAAAAAUCCUAAUUUACUGUGCAUUUCGAAAAUUUAAUUUUUAUGGAAGUUUUGAAAGCAGACUUUGGUAGGUUUGCCUAAUUAUUCCUUUUAAAGUAGAAUGGUUUUAUGGUUGACUUAAGGCAUAAAAAUAAAAAAAAUGGCAUUGGAAUUCUUUGGUAUUUGUAUUUUUUUUUUUUUUUUCAUAUACAUAUAAGUAUUUGGUAAUUUGUAUAUUUUUAAAGCAAAUAAUCAGGGUUGGCGAAAGUCCGGCUAAGUGUAGUAUAGUGGAUAGAGAAUUGGAUUUUAGAGAUUUUUGGUAGAUAUUUGUGUUUUUCAUGGAUAUUUGUGUUUUUGAUAACUAAAUUAGUAUCAAUGAGCGCUUAAGAACAUUUGGAAGAUUUCUGAUAACUUUUAGCAUAUUUCAGUGCUUCAAAAUCAUUAGGGAACCAAUUAAAAACUCUGGAAAGUAUUUUGAAAAGUCAGGAUGCGCUUGUUCUAAGUUAAUACCGAGGUUAAAACAUUUUAAAGCAUUUUGAGACGCUCUAGAGCAAUUCAGCACUUUGAUGAGCUUCAGAAGACCUUCAAUUCAAUUUUGAAUCCUUCUGCAUUUGUUUUAAACAAAUUGGAAUCUUUAAAAACAUUGUAAAACGUUACAGAACACUUUAGAAUCAAUUUCAGAAACAUUCUAGAAUAGACCAGAGCACUUUUGAACUUUGGACAUUUAGAAAGCUUUUGGAACAAUAUAGAACUUUUGGAAACAAUCUAGAAAUGAAAACUUUCAGAAUAUCUUGAAAUUCAUCACAUGACACUUAAGAACUAACCUGAAACUUACAUGAACAUAUUAGAACACUCUAAAACACUUCUGAACUUAUUCAGAAUUUCAAUUAGAACUAUCAAAAAGCGCUUAAUAAUAUUUGGGAGAUUUCUGGUAAUCUAAAACAUUAUGGCGCUUCAAGAGCAUUAAGCAACCAACUAAUUGAAAACUUUAGAAAGCAUUUUAAAAAGCUUCAGAAUGCGCUGGUGCAAGUGGAACAUUUUUAAUUAUUUUAAGAUGCUCUAGACUACUCUACUCUAGAGCAAUUUCGAGCUUUGAUAAGUUUCAGAAGACCUUGUCCAAUUUUCAAUCUUCCUGCAUUAGAACUUGCAGUUUGGAAUCAAAUCAAAGAACCAGAGUACUUCCGAACUUCUGAGAACAUUUAAGAAAGCUUGAGAUACUUUGAAGUUCAGGUUUAAAUCCAAGUUAAAAUUUCUAGGAGUACUUUGGAGAGCUCUAGAACACUUUACAAAUGAUAUGGAACUUUUGGAAAUAAGUAAUCUUGAACUGGAAACAUUCAGAAUAUCUAGAAAAUAGUUACAUGACACUUUAGAACUAUUUUAAAAUUUUCAUGAACAAAUUAGAAUACUCUAAAAACACAUUCAGAAGUUAGAAUUUCAAUUUUUCUGUAGAUUUUUGUGCAGGGUUGGCAAAUAUCAUGAUAUUUACAUACAUAUCCAAUUAUCCGAUAUAUAUCGAUAUAUGUCUAGGAAAAUAGUCGAAAAAUACAUGUAUUGCAAAAAAAAAAUCCUACCCAAAUGAACUUUUCAGGGAUGAUAGGGGGCGGGCGGGUGAUCAUAAAACCGAAAAUAUCAAACAUUUACCCCUCUAGCGUUUUGCGCUAUAGGGGUUGAAAGUGCGCCAUUGGCGAUUACUUGGUACUUAUUGAUUUUACAAAAAAAAUGUUUCAAAUAAAAGAUGUGCAACAUUAUUUGAUCUACAAUGUUUAUCUAAAGACUUUUUUGAUUAAGGGCCGUCUAUGGUCAUAAGGGCCGUUUGAAAUUUUAUAAUGAAAAUGAAAAAUUUUAACCAACGUGAAAAAUUUUUCUACAACACAUACAACAUUUUUGCCUUAUGAAGUUUUUACUCACCUCCUGCCGUUUUUCAAUAGGGGUAGUUUAAAGUUUAUUUAUUUUUUCACAAAAAAAAUUUCCUUAUAAAAGUUUUAUAAGAUUACAUUUCCUACAAUUUUUCCCAAUCAACUUUUUUUUUAACUCACCCCCAUUCAGCGGGGGGACACUUCCCUUAGGGAAAUUUUAGUUUUUAGGGGUAUAUAUUAUUUUUUUUUUCUUUUCUCGCCUUUAGUGCAUAUAAAAAGGUGCAAUUAACAUUGUACUAAAAGGAUUUUUUUCCACCACCUUUUUGUUUUUAGGAGUAGUUCGCCUAUUUCCAACUUUACAAAAAAAAGUUAUAGAGAAAAGUUGCUCAAAAUAAUAAAAUGAACAAGUUUUCUUAAUAAUUUUUUUUUGUAAAGUUGAAAAUAGGCAAACUACCCCUAAAAACAAAAAGGUGGUGAAAAAAAAAUCCUUUUAAUACAAUGUUAAUUGCAACUUUUUAUAUGCACCAAAGGUGAGAAAAGAAAAAAAAAUAAUAUAUACCCCUAAAAACUAAAAUUUCCCCGAGGGAAGUGUCCCCCCGCUGAAUGGGGGUGAGUUACAAAAAAAGUUGAUUAGGAAUAAUUGUAGGAAAUGUCAUCUCAUAAAACUUUUAUUAAGAAAAUUUUUUUGUAAAAAAAUAAAAAAACUUAAAGCUACCCCUAUUGAAAAACGGCAGGGGGUGAGUGAAAACUUCAUAAAGCAAAAAUGUUGUAUGAGUUGUAGAAAAUUUUUUCACGUUGGUUGAAAUUUUUCAUUUUCAUUAUAAAAUUUCAAACGGCCUUUAUGACCACAGACGGCCCUUAAUCAAAAAAGUCUUUAGAUAAACAUUGUAGAUCAAAUAAUGCGGCACAUCUUUUAUCUGAAACAUUUUUUUGUGAAAUCAACAGGUACCAAGUAAUCGCCAAUGGCGCACUUCCAACCCCUAUAGCGCAAAACGCCAGAGGGGUGAAUGUUUGAUAUUUUUGGUUUUCUGAUCACCCACCCUCCCCCUAUCCUCCCUGAAAAGUUCUUUUGGGUAGGAUUUUUUUUUUGAAAAUUGAUAAUUUUCCUAGACUAAUUAUUAAAAUUUAAAAUAACUUUAUGGUGAAUUUAAUAAUAUGUUACAAACAUGUAAAGUUGUUAUGGCGAUAACAAGGUUUAGUGCUCCUAUACAUAUGUUAUGUAUAGGAAUGUAAAGUGUAGUAGGUAAAUAAAAAUUUGAGUUUAAGAAUAUGGAAACAUUUUAAAAGAAAUCUACAACUUAGGGCCGGUAUUAUAAAACUAUUUUGACAGAAUAACUAGAAGUUAACUUUUAGUUAUCUGUAUAAAUAGUUUCAUAAUACCCGCCCUAAAAACCUACUAUUUCUUAUAUACAAAUAAAAAUAAAUAUAAUCUCUGUGAUUUCCUUCUCAUAAAUAAAAUAAUAAAACUAUAAAAUAGGAAAAAAAGGCCAUUCAAAUAUUAUUGAUAUAUAUCAGGAUAUUUAUAGCAUAAAUAUCAUGAUAUUUAUCAAGAUAUAUACAGGAUAUUUAUCGCUGAUAUACCUAUAUCCUGCCAACCCUGUUUUUGUGUUAAUUUAUAUGGAGAUAUCCAUCAAAAAUCCAUCCAAAAACCAAAGAGUAGAGAAAAAUGUUUGCCAACCCUGCAAAUAAUAUUAUUGAAGUGAAGUUAUCUAUAAAUUCGAUAGCCCUUAAAAGACUGAUACAAUAAAAUAAUUCAACAUAUAUUAAUGUAAUUUAGUCCUCUCUAAAAGGUCUAAAAACAGUUAUUUUUCUCAUUAAUUCCAUCUUGAAAAUAAUUUUCAAAAACCCCACAAAAGUAGGGAUUUUUGAAAUUUUAGAUUCUAGUUGUACACUUUUCAAAUUUGAAACUGACACUAUUAGUACUAUAUUUUGAUAUUUCAUUUAAGCAGUCUUUUCCUGCAGUUUUAUGGAUAAUUUAAUUCUAAGAAAAAUAAUAUUUGCUUUUCUUUGGUCAAGAUGUUUUUGAGAAACAUAAGUAUAAAUAAUAAAAAGAGAGAAAAGUAAUUUAUAAUUAAUAUCACAAUAUAAUAAGGUAAGGGUUUUAAAACCAUCGAUGCAAUUUUAAGUAAAACAGGCUCAUUACAUUUAGCAGAGUCUGAAAAAUGUAAAACUUUAGGAGCUUCUUUAAUAUUUGUACAUCUGUGGAUUUAAAUAUUGAGUAUUUUCAUGACACUAGAAUCUUCUACAAAGUGUAUAAGUGCCAGAAAAUAAAUGGCACAUGGCAAUUUUUAAUUAUUAUUCUGGCAGCAAAGAACAAACUAUUUUUUUUUUACAAUUAUUUUAAUCGUGUUUUUCACGUGUAGCUACUUCAAUAUCACCAGCGCAAUUUUUAUUAGACGAGACUGGAUUUGGAACAAUAAAUUUACCAACCACAAAAUCUUCAGUGGGAAAAUCCUUGAUAGUUGAUAUGUGGAAGGCCAUAUUCGCUGCUGCUAUGAUAUACUCAAAUAAUGCAAACAUACUAAAUGCUGUAAAUAAUUAGGUAUUAUUGUACACAACAUAAUACCUACUACACAAACUUACCCAACCUAAUACAAAAAAAUCGAUGUUGCAGAAAAAAAAUAACCAAACCUGCAGUACACAACAGUGACAAUACGAGCAUAUCUUUUUUAAAUUUUAAACUAGCUUUUAUUGUUUCAAAAUCCAAAUCAUCUCUAGUUCCUGCAGCAAGUUUGGUACCUUGUAUACAAGCCAGCAUGUGUGUUAAGCUGCUCACCAUAAAUAUUAUAAAGAGCUUUUCAUGAAUUGCUUUUUAAAAAAAAAUAUCUGUAUAAUAUAUUAAAUUGCCCCUCAAAACUUUACUUACGAUAAUUUUCCCUAUUUGAAAUGUAAGCAACACCACACAAUGCAGCUGCCUCAAUAAGAUUGAGAAAAUAGGCUACAUUUAACCAUAAUUGGGCUCGUGUUUUAUUCUAAACAAAAUCAAUUUGUAGCAGGGUUUGUUCAAUAUUGUACUGUACCCCCUUACCUUUGAUAAAGGAUCCACAAUACCUAACUGAUAUGAAUUGUACACAGCAGCUAAUGUAAUUCUUGGUCCAAUGUGCAAAGCAACACUAAUCCUCCAAAUGUACCUUUGAGGACUUACCCCUGUUACAGCACUUAUCGAUGGUACAAUGUUAAAGACCUAAAUUGAGUUUUACUUACUUAUAAAACUCAAUAUUAGUUUGGUAAAAAUAAAACUUACCCUACAAUGUGUUUCAUGUACAUCAUCGAAUUGAAAAAUAAGAGCAGACAGUACACAAACUACUAGGGCUCCUAGUGGAAUCGAAACAGCAAAUAGACAUACGUUUUUAAAAUUGAUUUUAUAAUGUACAAUCAGUUCGUGCUUGUGAAUUGCAUUUUGGCAAGGGAUUAGGGAAGAUUUAGGGUUUUCCAUUACUUAACUUUACUUUAUUCCUUUUGAAAAUAUUCCUCUUGGAAGUUUUGUGGCUCUAUUGCCUCUCCUAAUAAAUGAUAAUUUUUAAUUUGUUUAGGUAAUAAUUGUUUAGGUGUCGCUUAAUGUUGUAAGGCAUGAUUACAAUAAUUUGUAGUUGUACUAAUAUUUAAUAAUAAUUGUUUUUUGUUUUUAAAUUUUUUUAAUUUGACCAUAA